This is a messenger RNA of Diospyros lotus (date-plum), 1273 nucleotides long. RefSeq names its product binding partner of ACD11 1. The transcript is spliced from 8 exons. Lineage: Eukaryota; Viridiplantae; Streptophyta; Magnoliopsida; Ericales; Ebenaceae. The coding region runs from base 221 to 1027 and encodes 268 amino acids. Gene Ontology annotation, molecular function: RNA binding. The record is from RefSeq and is a predicted model, not a curated record.
ACACACACACACACAGACACUCUCUCUCCUCGUCUUCCACUCGGUGGCUCCAAGUUGUCUCCUUCCCUGUCUCUCUCUGCCCUUCUUUUAGUACUCGUCAUCGUCGUCGCCUUCCUCCUCCUCCUGGAGGUCCUCCCUCUGUAGGCUACCAAGUUUCAUACGCAUGUGUAAAUACACGUUAAUAGCAGAGUUCUAACGGGGCGAUCAUCUGGUUUUCAGAAUGCAGACCAGAACCGUGCAAGUAGGAAACGUUUCAGAUCUAGCCAGUGAAAGAGAGAUCCAUGAAUUUUUCUCUUUUUCUGGUGAAAUAGAACACAUUGAGAUCUUCCGUGGUGCAGGGCAAUCAAAGACUGCAUUCGUCACGUUUAAGGAUCCGAAAGCCCUCGAAAUUGCCUUGCUACUAUCGGGAGCAACUAUUGUGGACCAAAUUGUUACUAUAACUGCGGCAGAUAACUAUGUUCCAAAAGCUGACAUUGAGGAAGCAAAUAUGGAGGACCAUGACUCGGGCUUGGCUUCUGAAAAUGUAUCAACAAGUACAGAGGUAAAAUCUGGUUCUCCUCGUAAUGGAAGAAUAUAUGUUAGUAAAGCCCAAGAUGUUGUUUCCAGUGUGCUAGCCAAAGGUUCAGCAAUCAGACAAGAUGCCAUGAACAAGGCUAGAGCAUUUGAUGAGAAGCACCAGUUGAGAGCCAAUGCAUCUGCCAAAGUCAUUUCUUUUGACAGGAGAGUCGGGCUUACAGAGAAAUUAACAGUUGGGAUUUCAGUUGUUAACGAGAAAAUGAAGUCUGUGGAUCAAAAGCUUCAGGUGUCUGAUAAAACAGCGGCAGCACUGAUGGCAGCAGAGAGAAAAAUUAAUGACACGGGAUCAGCUGUCAAAUCAAGCAGGUAUGUGAGUGCAGGAACAGCUUGGCUGAAUGGUGCUUUCAGCAAAGUGGCAAAGGCUGGGCAAGUUGCUGGUACAAAAACUAGAGAGAAAUGGAAUUUGGCCGUAUCAAAUUUGACUGCAAAGGAUCCUGCAAUUGCUGUAUAAACGAAGAAAUAGUUUUGCAAGAUAAAGGAGUCCUUUUUGUCAUCUUGCAUGGGUGAUAUAUUCAUUCAUGUGUGACUUCAAAUUGAAUUGAAGUGUGAAAAUUGUAAUUUUGGAGUUGUAGACUUGGUGUGAAGUGGACAAACAGUGGAAUACCCACCCAUGUGUGGUUCAGCCGCCUUGUGCAGCAGCAGGUCUUUGAUGGUUAGCUGCGAUUCAAUUUAUUAGUUGAUUUUAUUAUGGUGUGAA